AUGGAAUAUGAACGGGGCAAAGUGUUUUUAACAAAUGUAGAUAAGCGGAAAGCGAUAAUCAAACAGAAAAAUGAGUCUAGAAUAAGACUCAUAUUGUACAAUAUAAAAUUACUGGAUGAACAUAUUCAGAAUUUUAAAAAACAACGGGAGAAUGAACGAAUUGAAAAAAUUGCUAAAAAUAAAGAAAAAUGGGAUGAAAAAAAAAUUCAGAUAAACGAGUUGAAAGACUUAGCAUUUUACAGAACAUUGGAGCUAAAGAGUAAAAGAAAGAAAAGAGAUCGAAAAACCGUGGAAAAUAUAGAAAAUCUUAAACGUUCUGCAUUGGCUACGAAACAGGAUAAAGAAUUGAACCAGUAUUAUGAAAAAUAUGAAAGCCAAAUACGGACGAUGGAAAUCAACAAGGCAUUAAUAGAGAAAUAUGUAGAAAAUAAACAAUCUUCGGUAGAAGAUGUGGGGGAGAUUGACGGAAUUAGUAAUGAAAAUUUAGAAAUGGAAGCGGAGUCUUCAGACAAAUGUGGCUACAAUCCAAAAUGGAAAUCCGAGAAUAUGAACCUCACGUUUAUCCAGCGCAUUGAGAAUUUGAGGAUAAAGUCCACUAAAUGCGAACAAGAUGCAGCGUUCUGGAGUAAGACGGCACCGCUAUGGAACAAAAUGACAGGGUGUCUGCGGGCCAACAUAACCGAGACGUCAGUGGGAGGCGAACCGGAACUUUCCAUACCCAAAGAAUACGAGGCAGAAAAAACUCGACGUUACCUGUUUGAUUUGAUGGACGAUAGUAAGCCACCGUCGUUGAUGCAGACAAUUAUGAUGAACGACGUGGACUACGGUUUAUCAGAUGCAUUGAUGUUUAAAAUGGUAGCUAGGGCCAAAUUGCUAUCGGUACCGGGCGCGUCCGCUGCUGACUACAUAAACUUGAUCAGGCGUGUGACCGAACACGAGGCUGACGUUAGAAGCAACGUUGGUUACUUCGUGAUGGGUCUCGCGGAGAGGGCCGUAUUUGAGUUGACGAAAAAGAAAGUUGCCGAGAAAAUAUUUUUGGACAUACGAAAAACCACAGACAGGCUUCAACACGUGAACGAGAAAAAUGUAGUUCCAACCAAACUGAUCAAAUCUAAGAACAUGGGAGAAGCGACAACUUUCAUUUUCGAAAUGAUCCGCAAUGACGAGGUCUACGGACGGUUCGACAAGCCCGUGGAUGACGAGCCGCGUUACAUGGCUCAGAUUUCAGAAACAGCUGAAGAUAAGUUGAAGAAAUUUCUGUUUCGAUACUAUCCACAUGCGAAAUUGUCCUCGAUAAGGUUCGAAAUAAAGGGGCGAGCGGAACUUAAUGAGAAAGUCGACAACCUCGUUCGGUUGUUCUUGGAACACGCGCACCGAAAGACUGCGCACUUUGUUGCUACAAGCAGCGUGAACGAGUACGAAGACCGCGUCAAAGCGGUGUUGCCGUCAAGCGGCCCGGCCAAGGGUCCGUUGACGCUCUACCUGGUGUACAGGAUCAGCCGGAAAAUCUCGAAGCUGGUGUUCGGCAUGUUCGCGACGGAAGAAAAGGUGAUGCACAACUUCGAUAUGACCGUCGAAGCGUACGUGCUGCUUGUCGCGAACCGGACGAACCGCUUGAAUUACAACACCAAGGUCUACAAGCGAAUCAAGGGUGUCGACGUCGACGACUUCAAUAAAUUGAUCGACGAGGCGUUGAAGUCGAUUCACAGUUAA
Molecule: messenger RNA, 1713 nt
Organism: Macrosiphum euphorbiae (potato aphid)
Lineage: Eukaryota; Metazoa; Arthropoda; Insecta; Hemiptera; Aphididae
Source: the annotation of a GenBank genome assembly